CCACAUGACACUAUAAAACAUGGAUUUUAGACUGUUUUUUUUCAUCCUCCGCCUUCUCAAAUGAAACAUGCAUUUCCUCUUUCAUUCUCUACUUUUUUUUUUCACCCACACGCUUUCCUUUUAAAGUGCACCAGAAGUGAACUACACAUCCCGGAGUGCUCCUGAUAACCCCUCCAGUCUGGGUCUGUGUGAUUUGGCGCUGAGCUGGACACCGAGCGACUACACCGACCAGGCCUAGACCAAAAAGCAGGGUGCUUUCGUUAAACCAGAGGAAGAGGGAGCUAGAGAUUAUUAUUAAGAAGAAUGCACAUCGGAGGGGGUGCAAGAACUGAACAUAUCUGUGUCUCGCAGGGGUUUUCACUAAAUGCUCCUGCCCCUACAUUGAGGAAGAGCCAAGCAUUUGGAUUGGGCAGCAACCAGAUAGCGUAGCAACCCCCCUCCUCCUCCUCUCUGUUGAGAAUUGCGUUAAACCGAAAAAGGAAAGGCCUGCGCUUUAUCUAUAUUACAGGAUUAUUUUUUUUUUUAGAUUUUUUUUUCUUAUAGAUUAAACGAGGAAACGUUGCUGGCUGGUGUAUGUGUUUAGAAUGGGACACGCUGAAGGUCCAGUCAAAGAAAAAGACAGUUAAGGAUGCAGGAGCCCAACAAUGGAUUUCUCCUUCUCUUUCAUGCAAGGGAUCAUGGGAAAUACAAUUCAGCAACCCCCUCAGCUCAUUGACUCAGCCAACAUCAGACAGGAAGGCACCUGCGACACCGGCAGUGACCCGGGCGAGGAUGGUGGACCCUCCUACGAUGCUGCCCUGGAUGCAGAGUUUUCCUACCCGCCGUCGGCCUCGGAGGACAUGUCACAGGUCUCCAAUGGCUACCCGCCGGGUCUGGGCAUGUACGAGCCGCAGGCCAAGUUCUCCAUGUACUCGCAGUUCCCCAACGGCUCGGCUAACGGCUACGGGGCCAUACGGAGCUAUGGAGAACAUGGCCUCAUGCCGGGGGAGGGGACGGUCCUGAGAGGCCCGGGCCUCCAGGAGAGACCUUUGUCUCCCGUGUCUCCUCCUCUGCCCACACAUCACCCACACCUUCACCACCAUCAUCAUCACCCCCACCACCACCACCACCACCACGCGCACCACUUCCACUCAAACCCCCCUCAUAUACAAACCCACCAGCACCCACAGAGUCCUCCUCCACCGCCGCUGCCCUCCCAGCACCACCUCUCCCAGACGCCUCACAUCAUGACCCACACUCUCCCCCCUCCUCCCCCAUUACACCUGCCUUCCUCCAGUCCUCCCCCCUCCCUUGUGGACAGUACCCCUUCUUCUCAACCCUCCCACACCCCGUCCAACACCCCUGGUGGGGUGCUGAAGAAAACCAGCUCUCCAGAGAUCAAGCUGAAGAUCAUAAAGACGUAUCAGAACGGAAAAGAGCUGUUUGAAUCUGCGCUGUGUGGAGACCUGCUGCAAGAACUGCAGAAGGAGUCUCAGAAGAACGAGGCUGCUCAGAUGCAGCGCAGACAUGAGAGGAAGAAGGAGAAGAGGAAAAAGAGUGCGAGGCUGCAGCUGCAGGUCCAGGAACAGAGCCUGGACCAGAGCCAAGCACAAGCAGGUACCACAGGCCAGACAGAGGACAUCAACAUCCAGCCCCAGCUGAUAGAAACACCCCCAGCCCCGACAGAGAAGCCUCAGAAGACCGUUAUCAAAACUGAACCAAAGACGCCGAAGGUUCCGAAGGUCCAUCAUCCAUCAGUGAUCCAAGAGACGGGUUUCUGUAAGGAGUUUGUGAUAGGAGAUCUGGUUUGGUCCAAGGUGGGCACCUACCCCUGGUGGCCCUGCAUGGUCUCCUCUGACCCGCAGAUGAAGGUCCACACUCGCAUCAACACCAGAGGUCACAGGGAGUAUCACGUCCAGUUCUUUGGCAGUGUUGCUGAGCGAGCGUGGAUCCAUGAGAAGAGGAUAGUCAUGUACCAGGGGAAGCAACAGUUUGAUGAGCUUCAGGCUGAGACUCUGCGCAAGACCACAAACCCUGUGGAGAAACACAAAUUGUCAAAGAGGUGUGAGAGAGACAUGAACAAGAGGUUCUGUAAGUAUUUUACACUUCUGAAGCCUAUCCCUCAGCGGGAGCGUUCUCAGUGGGAGGUGGGUGUGGGCCAUGCCGAGGACGCCUUCCCGAUGACGCGGCAGGAGCGAAUUGACAACUACACCUUCAUCUAUGUUGACCCAGAGCCUACUGAAGCCCCGCCCAGCAAGAAACCCAACAUCAGAGCUGAGAAACGAAACCGGCGCUCCAGCGGCUCAAUCAGUAAGAAGGAAGAAGGAGGAGUGAAGUCGCCAGACAGAGAGCAGCCGCCACGAAGGCAGCUGCCACGCAGACAGUGUAGCGUUUCAAACACAGACGACAACACGAACUCCCAGGCCUCAAAUGAAGAGAAGAACCAGAGGGGGGACCAGCGUAAGACCAGCUCCCCGAAUCAGAGCGCUGGUUGUGAUGCACGAGUACAGCAGGACUCACCACCACCGGUCAGGGCCUGGAAAACAGCAGCCGCCAGAAAGCUGCUGCCUCUCUCGAUCACCAUGAAGCGGCUGAAUGUGGAGAUCACAAAGUGCGACUGGCCUCUCCUGCAGAAAAAAGCAGCUACGUCUCCGAAAAAGAACAAAGAAGAAGAGAAGGAGGAGAGGGUGGAGAGAGAGGCCAGGCAGCCCGACCUGGGAUACUGCUCACCUGAGCAGGACAGCAGAGCUAAACCUGAGCCCAGUCCUGAGGAGGAGGAAGACGGGGAUGAAGGGGAGGAAGAGGGGGAGGAGAGGAGAGGCUCCCCUGCCAGUCGGAGGAGUGAGGAGGGAGGAAUGCAGCAGACCUCCUCCCCUGGAUCACCCCACAGUAGUCCACAAGGCUCUCAGGAGAGGAAGCUGCAGCGCCGAUCAGUCAGGAGCAGGUCUGAGUCAGAGAGAGGCAGCGAUCCCGUCCCUAAGAAGAAAACCAAAAAGGAACAGGCAGAGAUGGCUCCUGAGACCACACUAAGGACAGGUUCACAGAAAGGAGCCAGUGAGAUCUCAGAUGCCUGCAAGCCCCUGAAGAAGCGAAGCAGAGCGUCAACAGAUGUGGAGAUGGCUUCUUCUCAGUACAGAGACACCUCUGAUUCUGACUCUAGAGGCCUCAACGACCCCCAGGGUUUAUUUGGGAAGAGCCUUGAUAGUCCAGCAGCAGCAGAUGCAGAUGCUUCAGAUACUCAGUCUGUGGACUCCGGCUUGUCCCGUCAGGACGGCAGCACCGGCAAGAGAGACACCGUCUGCCAGAUCUGCGAGGUGUAUGGAGAGGGUUUGGUGGUGUGUGAAGGUGACUGCAGCAGACAGUUUCACCUGGAGUGUCUUGGUCUGACGUCCCUUCCUGAAGGCAGAUUCACCUGCUUGGAAUGUAGAAAUGGCAAUCAUCCUUGUUUUAGCUGUAAGACAGCGGGCCGGGAGGUGACGCGCUGCUCUGCGUCUGGAUGUGGUUGUUACUACCACGAGGAUUGUGUCCGUAAACUCCCAGGCACCACCAGCAGUACGGGCGGAGGCUUCUGCUGCCCUCAGCACAGCUGCUCUACCUGCUGCCUGGAGAGAGACCUGCAACGAGCCAGUAAAGGUCGUCUGAUGCGUUGUAUCCGCUGCCCGCUGGCCUAUCACACAGGAGACAGCUGCGUGGCGGCAGGCAGCGUCGCCCUCACCCAUCACAUCAUGAUCUGCAGCAACCAUGGCAGUGCCAAGAGGAACGGCCUCCUAACCUCCCCCAUCAACGUGGGCUGGUGCUUCCUGUGUGCCAGAGGGCUGUUAGUGCAAGACCUUACUGACACCAUAUUAAGUUCAUAUGCCUAUAAGUCCCACUACCUUCUGACUGAGUCAAAUCGUGCUGAGUUGAAAUUACCUAUGAUUCCCUCUCCUUCGUCAGCUACCAAAAAGAAUGUUGGGAAAGGAGGCAAGUUGCUGUGCUGCGACUCAUGCCCGGCUUCCUUCCACCCGGAGUGUCUGGAGAUUGAGAUGCCGGAGGGGGCGUGGUCCUGCAGUGAUUGCAGGGCAGGGAAGAAACCUCACUACAAACAAAUUGUCUGGGUCAAACUGGGCAACUACAGGUGGUGGCCAGCAGAGAUCUGCAACCCUCGCUUGGUGCCAUCAAACAUUCAGAGCCUUCGCCACGAUAUUGGAGACUUCCCUGUCUUCUUCUUUGGCUCCCAUGACUACUACUGGAUCAACCAGGGCCGCGUCUUCCCCUACGUGGAGAACGACAAGAACUUUGUCACGGGUCAAAUCAACAUCAACAAAACCUUCAAGAAAGCUCUGGAAGAAGCAGCCCGGCGGUUUCAGGAGCUUAAGGCACAGAGGGAGAGCAGGGAGGCUCUAGAGCAGGAACGCAACUCACGCAAACCUCCACCCUACAAAUUCAUCAAGUCCAACAAACCAGUGGGGAAAGUGCAGGUACACGUAGCUGACUUGUCAGAAAUCCAACGAUGCAACUGCAGACCAACAGAUGAGCAUCCUUGCAGCCUCCACUCACAGUGUCUCAACCGCAUGCUGCAGUACGAGUGUCAUCCACAGGUGUGUCCUGCAGGAGACGGCUGUGAGAACCAGUGUUUCUCCAAGCGGCUGUAUGCAGAGACAGAAGUGAUAAAGACAGACGGCCGUGGCUGGGGCCUCAGGACCAACCAGGCCCUCAGGAAGGGUGACUUUGUGUGUGAGUAUGUGGGAGAGGUGAUAGACUCAGAGGAGUGCCAGCAGCGAAUCAAACGCGCCCAUGAAAAUCACGUUACCAACUUCUACAUGCUCACCCUCACCAAGGAUCGUGUGAUAGACGCCGGCCCAAAAGGAAACUCAUCUCGGUUUAUGAACCACAGCUGCAGCCCAAACUGUGAAACCCAAAAGUGGACGGUAAACGGAGACGUUCGCAUCGGACUCUUCGCCCUCUGUGAUAUCGAGGCUGACACAGAGCUGACGUUCAACUACAACCUGCACUGUGUGGGCAACAGGAGAACGUCUUGUCACUGUGGAUCAGACAACUGCUCUGGAUUCCUCGGGGUGCAGCCAACGAGUGCUGUGGUGAUGGAGAAAGAGGAGAAGGCCAGGAACGCCAAGCUGAAGCCGAAGAAGCGGAAGCUGCGGCCGGAGGGCAAACACGCGCACGAAUACUUCUGUUUUUGCUGCGGAGAGGGAGGGGAGCUGGUCAUGUGUGACAGAAAGGACUGUCCGAAAGCGUACCACCUGCUGUGUCUCAACCUCACCAAGCCGCCAUACGGACGUUGGGAAUGUCCGUGGCAUGACUGCAGCAUUUGCAGCGCCCCGGCCUCGUCUCUCUGUGACUUCUGCCCUCGCUCGUUCUGUCGGGAUCAUGAAGCGGGGGCGCUCACUUCCUCCUCCCUCGAAGGCCGCCCCUGUUGCUCCAGUCACAACCCCGUCAGUCCCCUGGACUCCAACUCCAGCUCGACCCAGUCGCGACGCUCCACCCUGAGCCCCAUCAGGGUCAAAGAGGAGCCGGAGCUGUGCCAGCUGGCCUCAGAGUGACACUGCAGCUCCCUCAAUACCUCAUUCCCUGUAAAGUGCGCUCCUGUUGGCCUCCUGGGCUCCAGUCCACCUCUGAUCUGAAGCAGCGCACUACGAAAGGGAAUACAGUGCUUUUUGACCAGUGCAAUGGCCCCUAUUCAGAGACGAGACACACAGACGAACACCUCGAUGCUGUUUGUGGCGAGAGCAGAGCGACUGGAGUGUCGGCGGGGGAAGUGUCCAGGCAUCAUUUUCCCUCCUCUCUUGCCAUAAAACACCACUACUAACGCUCUCUCCAGCUCUCCUGCGCCCAUCGUAGGGCCCAGAUCACCACCUCAUUAUUGUUUUUGUUAUUUUUACAGCUGUGGAAAGUUUAAGUGUUGUCACAUCGUCAGUUACCGGCACUUUGAAGAACUCACCAAGUGAGGUGGAGGGAGAGGUAGAGAGAAGAGGAGGAGGAGAUGAGAUACUGAACCUCUCCACCACCACCACGCUGCUCCUCUCCUUGUUUACCUGCUGUAAGCUGUGGUCGGCAUCUCACACACAGGAUGACUGCACGGAGACGAGCCAGCCUUUUCUCCUCCUCCACAGCCGAUCAUCACUCCCGGCGUGAUCUGUCAUGAUAUUUAUCUCUUCUUCUUCUUGGAGGAAAGGAAGGGGGGGGGAUGACAGAUUUUGUGCAAUUUUUUUCAGGACCACACUACAUUCCAACCUUCCUUAGACAUGGUUUUAAUAUACUUAUGGGUAAAGAUGAAUAUAAUUAUAUACAGUAUCUAUGUUUGUUAAUGUUUACAGACAGAUUCUCUCACUUCAUCUCGGUGAGUGGUGUAUUAUGUUUGUUUGUUUAGGUGUUAAGCAUUACGCAGACCUCCUUGUGAAAAUAGUCCUAUUAAGGUGAAAUAUAAUGGUAUAUAGUGUAAUGGUAUGACAUUACAGAAGUACUUGUGACUUUCAUAUUGCCAGUCUCACUCGCCAUUGUGUACAUAAUUGGCUCAUAAUAUUGUAAAGUACUUAAAGAUCAGGAGGGACGUAGCCUCGCCUCUCUGGUUGUUCCUGGAAGAAGGAAACGCUUUUUUUAAACAACAAGACAGAUCCUUUUUACUUUCUUUUUCGAUAAAGUUCUGUUCCCACAUUUCCUCCGAGCAGUUACUGUUAUUUGUAUUGUAGAUGGAGGGGCUCAGCUUGUGAUCACUGGUGCUGUCUUAAAGUAUUGUUAAUCAGCCUUAAGUUUGAUUCUGGCUGUAGUAACUACUGCCCAGAUGCAGUCCAUUCAGUAACGUUGUGUACUGUGACCGCUUUGAUGCGUGUUUUGGUUUUUCUUUCCAUUUUUUGUUUAGCCAAACUUUUCUGAAAAGCACUUUUACACAGCUUGUCGCUACACAAUUUAGCUAAGUCAUACAUAUACAGAAAUGUAUAUUAAAAAGAACAUAAGACAAGUGUUUCAAAAUGGAUACCUCUUCUUCUUGUAGUAACGUCAGAAACUGUGUUGUAACUUUUUUUCCUCUCUGUCAGAAACGUGGCGACUGCUGGGGGCGUGUUUUUUUUUUUUUUUUUUUGAGGAAAGUUAAUUUUUUUGUUUUUGUUUGUUUCUUUAGCACAAGUAGGAAUGACUGCCAGCCUGGCUUCGUACAAAAAAGUCCUCGGUGUCCUCGAGAGGCACUUCUUAAUUUUUCCACCUGGAGAACAUCUUCAAGGCUGGGCUUCAUAUAAAGACGUAAUGGUAUAACAACAGUCCAGUCCAGUCCAGUAUAAUGUACAAAUACAAACUUCUGUACAGUGUUUUUAAUCGCUCAUCUGUCAAAUCCAAAUUUUUGUAUUUAUUGCACCACAUUUUAUACCAAUUUCUUUUUCAAACACCAGUGCAGUAAUUUGACUCCCUCUCCAACACAGUGUAAGUGAAAUAGAUGAUUUAAAAAAACAUGGAGAGUUUUACAUAAUAUAUCUGUAUCUAGUCAUUGCAUACGUAUUUUUUUUUAACAUUUGGUGUAAUGAUUCCACAUUUGGUAACAGCCGCUGCUCAUCGACCUGUAUCGUGACUCACUGUAAUUGUGUUAAAAGCAGUGUGAAGCAGUUUAAUAUAGGAAUGUAAAGUUUCAGUUUCAGAGCAGUUUUUGUGUUUUUUUUUUAUUUAUUUAUUUUUUUUUAGCCUGGACUCAAGUGAUCAUCACAGGAGGAAGUUCAUCUGUAGUCAUGCCUCUGCCUUUUGCUUGUGAUUCUACCGCGGUUACAUGGCUGUUUGUUUGUGUUUUCCGCCUGUAAAAGAUUUUUAUUUUAUUUUUUUUAAAGCCUCCCGUCGUGGUCGGUGUUAAAAGUCGAGCCACAGGGUGAAACAGUGCCAAUGUUUCAAAUAAUUUCAGUUCAUUUAGGGAUCUUCUCGAAUGCAUAGAGUAGAUACACUCAGCUGCCAGUUUAUUAGGUACACAUGCUACACGCUAAAACUAAUGCAGUCAAAUGCAACAGUCCUGCAAUAAAUCCUACCUUCAUGACGGUUUUAAUGUGCAGUUUUUAUUUAAACUGUUGUAGAGAGGUGUUGAUUCAGCUGUGUGAUCAUUUUGAAGGCUGUAGUUUGUGGUGCUGCUGAAUUGUAUUGCGAUAUAUUGGCAAGUGUGUCUAUUAUUUUGUCCACCCCAUUUAUUUCUAUGAUGGUAGGCUAAAUAACAGAAACACCUCUCUGUAUAAAGCAGUACAGUCCAACUACAUCCUCCAAAAUGAACAUGCAGUUUAAUCAACACUUCUCUACAACAGGUUCAAUAAAAACUGGACCUUACAACCUUCAUGAAGGGAGGAUUUAUUGCAGGACUGUUGUAUUAGACUGGAUUAGUUUUAGCUCGGUGCACCUAAUGAACUGGAAGCUGAGUGUAAAUCAUGAAGAAAAAAGACUAAAGAGAGAAAAAAACAGAAGGGGAGUCAUUGAAUGCAGAAAAGUGAGGAAAUUCCAGACAUGAUUUAUAAAAAUACUCUGCUUGGAUUAAUAAUAUGUUUAAUAUCUGAUAUUUUUCUACAAAGAAGUUCUAAAAAAAAAAAGUUAUGCAAAAAAUCUAAAAGAUUAAAAACAACAUUCUUGUGUCAAAUUCUGCACAUCUUCCUGCACAGUGAAGGUCAAACACUGACGUAAAGUAACAACAAGCGACACAUACCUUUCUGAGCAGAGAGGUACUUUAAUGUGCUAAAUAUAUGCACACAUACAUACAUAACACAGGCACCUAAUCGGAUAAAGAACACAGAAAAAGACUUGGACUUCUUUUUCUGUGUUCUUUAUGCCAUUCAAUGCCUGUGUUUGUGCGCAAAUUUAGUAAAUUACAUUUUCUCACUUGUCUGCAUUCAACAGCUCCUCUUGUUUUUUCUUUCCGUUAUUAUCGACCCUUCUAGGAAGCCGUGGAUUCCUGAAAAAAGACUAAACUUGAUGAUUUCCUUGCUCCCGCAUUUGCCAAAGUCUUCGCAUUAAGAGACGCAUUUCAGUUCAAUAGGUUGUUGUAGGAAUUAGGCCACUUCAGUACUUGUUCGAUAUCAGGUAGGUGCAUCAUUAUGGCACUUUUACUUACAUACUCAAACGGUCUGCGUGUCUAAACUUGAAUUUUCUUUAUUUUAUUAUUUAUUUGUAUAAUUUUUUUUACACAGGAUUCAUACAGGUGUGAUUAUCAGACCGCAGGCAUCCUUGACUUUUGUGUUUGUGGCUUCAGAAAAAAAUGUCUGACUAAUGACUUGUGAUUAUAUAACUGGUCUUAAAGCCUUUUUUCUUCUUUUCAAGGUGACUUGUUUAGCUGAAAUGCAUGCUUCCAACAUUAGACACUGGUUUAAUCCACUUCUGUAAUCAGUUGGAAAGUCUUUAAAUGCCUGAUUUGAAUGCCAACAUUUAUUUUUUAUGUGUUCCUUUAUUUUACCGUAUACAGCCUUUACUUUUUUUGCACCUGCCGAUCGCAUGAUCGUGAAUCACUUUGUGCCAGUUUGUCCUCUCCUGCCCUUCUCAGCUGAUACAGCAGCAGUAUUACCUAUGCCUAAUUUAAGUGCAUCAUUUCAUUUAAGUAAAAUACUAUCUGAUGUGAAUGUUUUGUUGGUUUAUUCUCAUUGUAGAGCCCGCAUCUAUUUUUUUUUUUUUAAGAGACAGCAUGUUUGUUCUCAUUUAAGUGACCCUUACAUAAUCCUGAGGAGGAAUUACCUAAUUAAUAUUUUCACAUACACUUAAAUUUAGGAAGAACCCCCGCCUUGUUUGUCAAAGGGUAUGUUUCAGUUCACUGUGACGUCUUUUGGUUUUUGUGCAAUGUUGCCGACUUCUCUAAGUUUUUAAUUGACAUGCUGUCAGAGGAGAAAUAGUGUUGGAAUAAAUAAAUAAAGAAAGAAAGAAAUUCACCUCCAUAAGCACUCAUCUCUUUUUACUUGUAGAAAAAUUACUUACAGUAACUCUAACUGGGGUCAUAUCUAUCUCUCUUGGUGUUGCUUCAAUUAAAACGUGGAUGAACACAAAAUACCAUGUUGAUUACUGUUCAACCUGUGUUACUGCAUACUGCAUAUUGUUGAGGAACCUGUAAAUAGUUUGCAUUGAACUUGCAUAGAAUCAUGUUACUGUGGCGUGCUCUUUUUGCCUGUACAAUUCUGCUUCUAAAUGUGUGUGACUGUUGAGACGACGCUCUUUUUGUACAUGACUGUCUUUUUAUUUGAGAAUAUUGAUUCUGUCCUUUUUCAUUCUAAAGUUGAGUUUGAGGAGUUCAGACAUGCCUGAAGUUUGACUUUAAUAAAGCUGUACUCUGUCUCAGUGAAA
Molecule: messenger RNA, 10254 nt
Organism: Siniperca chuatsi (mandarin fish)
Lineage: Eukaryota; Metazoa; Chordata; Actinopteri; Centrarchiformes; Sinipercidae
Gene: nsd3
Product: nuclear receptor binding SET domain protein 3
Exons: 26
Coding region: 645-5519 (1624 amino acids)
Biological process (GO): regulation of DNA-templated transcription
Cellular component (GO): nucleus; chromatin
Molecular function (GO): protein binding; histone H3K36 methyltransferase activity
Source: RefSeq, a predicted model, not a curated record